Coregonus sp. 'balchen' is the source of this 1104-nucleotide messenger RNA. The record is from the annotation of a GenBank genome assembly. NCBI's taxonomy places the organism in Eukaryota, Metazoa, Chordata, Actinopteri, Salmoniformes, Salmonidae.
AUGUCCAACAAGCUACAGUAUGCUGUCCUGUCUCACACACAGGUGUAUGACUAUGACUCCAGCUUCACCCCCACGGCUGGUGAGGACAAUCUGGACGGCUUUAUGUGCGACAAAUAUGCCGUCAGGGAAUUCCGAGGCCAGUACGAACCGCCUCUCUACUGGACCAUCAUCAUCCUGGGCGGCCUGGGCAACCUGACCGUAGUUUGGAUCUACCUCCACUUCCGCCAGCGUCUCAAGACCAUGACCGAUGUCUACCUGUUGAACCUAGCUGUGGCCGACCUCUUCUUCCUGGGCACUCUGCCCUUCUGGGCCGUGGAGGCCACCCAGGGAUGGAGCUUCGGCACGGGCCUCUGCAAGGUCACCUCGGCCCUUUACAAGAUCAACUUCUUCAGCAGCAUGCUACUGCUCACCUGCAUCAGCGUCGAUCGCUACGUGGUCAUCGUCCAGCCCACCAUGGCCCAGAACUCCAAGAGACAGCGGCUGAGCUGCAGCAAGUUGGUGUGUGCCUGCGUCUGGCUACUGGCCGUGGUGUUGGCCCUGCCCGAGUUCACGUUCGCCAACGUCAAGGAGCUGGAGGGCCAGAGCUACUGCACCAUGGUUUACUGGAGCAACGAGAACAACCGUACUAAGAUCCUGGUCCUGGCGCUUCAGAUCUGCAUGGGCUUCUGCCUGCCCCUGCUGGUCAUUGUGUUCUGCUAUGCCGGCAUCAUCCGCACCCUUCUCAAAACCCGCAGCUUCCAGAAGCACAAGGCGUUGCGCGUGAUCCUGGUGGUGGUGGCUGUGUUUGUCCUCUCCCAGUUGCCGUACAACAGCGUGCUGGUGAUGGAGGCCACCCAGGCAGCCAACAGCACCGAGACGGACUGCGAUGCGGCAAAGCGUUUCGACGUGGUCGGCCAGGUGCUGAAGAGUCUGGCCUACACGCACGCCUGCCUCAACCCCUUCCUGUAUGUGUUUGUGGGCGUACGCUUCCGCAGAGACGUCCUCAAGCUUCUCCGCAUCUACCACUGUUGGCCGGCCAAGGGGAAACUCGGCAAGAUCCAGGGAGGCCCCGGGCGCUCAUCAGUCAUGUCGGACACGGACACCACACAGGCGCUCUCGCUUUGA